AUGAGCCACACUCGCGGUCUCGUGUCGUCCGCCCAGGCCUUGCGCCAGAUCUUCAUCACACCUGGCCGCAUCUCCAGAACUGCCAUUCUUCCCAAUACUCUGCGAAAUGGAGUCCAGAUUCGAUUCUUCCAACAGUCACAUUUCCUAUCUCUCCGUGAAUACCGCCCACCCAUCCAACUGCCCCCGAAAAACGAGGCUAUUACUGCAAGAUUCAUACAACUGGUCAACGAAGAAGGCAACCUAGAAGCCCCAACCAGACUCGAAGAGGUCCUUCAGUCCUUCGACCACAAAGAUCAUUUCCUUAUGCAGGUUCAACCCGCAAAUGGUGAUCAACUUCCGGUGUGCAAAGUCUUCAACAAGAAGGAAGUGCGGGCAACCGAAAAAGCCAAGGCCAAAGCGUCACGAGCAACCAAGACUUCAGUGAAGUCAAUCGAGUUGAACUGGGCCAUCGAUGCCCAUGAUCUCUCACACCGGUUGAAACAGCUCACAACCUUUUUGGACAAAGGUCGGAGGGUGGAGGUCAUUUUGACCGCAAAACGGCACAAGCGCAAGGCAACCGUAGAUGAGAUCAAGCAUGUCAUGCAGAGAGUACUCAACACUGUGAGAGAGGCUGGUGCUAAUCAGACCAAGGCGAUGGAGGGCGAACCUGGAAAGCAAGUUACCUUCACCGUGCAGAAGGACAAUUAG
Messenger RNA from Penicillium canescens, 687 nucleotides. Its product is annotated as putative translation initiation factor IF3. Bases 1 to 687 code for a protein of 228 amino acids. The record is from RefSeq and is a predicted model, not a curated record. The transcript has a single exon. Gene Ontology annotation, biological process: mitochondrial translational initiation; ribosome disassembly. Gene Ontology annotation, cellular component: mitochondrion. Gene Ontology annotation, molecular function: ribosome binding; translation initiation factor activity. Lineage: Eukaryota; Fungi; Ascomycota; Eurotiomycetes; Eurotiales; Aspergillaceae.